CUGGCACACCCACCCCACCGUCACUGUGGGAGAGUCAGUUGGGCCUUCUGGGCUUCCUGGUCCUCAGCUCCGCCUCGCCUCGAUCUGGCCGGACGGGGGAAACACUUCUCAGUUAAAGAACAAAAGCAACAACGGACAGACCGAGGAGGACGAAGUAACGGCGACUCGAAUUCCAAGCCGAACCUCACGGAUUGGAAGAUUUGUGCCCUCCGAGGCAAGAAUUAGCCGACGACUGAACUCAUACGAAAGGCGACAAACUUGGUCGCCUCGCAUCUUUGUAACCCGUCCGUAAUCCGUCGAGGUGCUUGAUAAAUAAGACAAGGGUCAAACAGACAGACGGACGGUAUUGUUUCCCUGGUCUUCCUCUAAACUUCGGCCAUAAAAAGCGAAGUGGCAGACGGGAAACUCGGGGUUUCCUUUGUUUUCUUUACGCCUGAAAGGACCUCGGGGAUAAAGGGUUGUUUUGGCAUUUUCGGUUUUUUAUUUGGUGGUAUCUGUCUUUGUGAAGAGGCUACACUUAUCUUGGAACUGAGUACUUGGAAGUGGAACAAAGCCCGACUGGGAGACGGUGACAAGGCCUAUUUUGAUAUCCCAGAUGGCAACCUACAGUGAACAUAAUGGCAGAAAUGGACUAUUUGUGGGCAUGAAGGGGCCUUUUGAUGGAAAAGUAACAAAGACAGAAUGUGAAGGAAACCUUGAAGCUAAAAGGCCCUCCAAGGAUUUGCACCACUCUGCCAACUCAGCGGAAAGCAACGCAAGCGGUGUGGCUAGUUUCACCACUAACCACAACUCUGUUGUGUGUCUGCCUCUGGUGUCAGAAGGAUUGAAAUUGGUAUGGACACAGUCUGAUCAGACCCGUGAACUUGACACUAUCCCAGAGUUGGUCCAAGCCUUUAAUUUAUUUCCAUACCCAUCAUCCCGUGAGGUUAACACCCUGGCCCGGGUAUGUGCCUUGCCAUUGGACAAAGUUAAGGUGUGGUUUAUGGUGCAGAGAAUUAAAUAUGGUAUCAGCUGGUCUUCAGAGGAGAUAGAGGAGACACGACGGAAGCUAGCAGUGCCUGAGCUGUACGAUGACUCUACUGAAACAAACGAGGAAUCCAAAAUAAAGAUCAAGAGUGGGAUUUUUGAGGAAUUGGUAAUUGAGGAUAAGGAUAGCAAUGAAGUGGAGAGUCCUUUCUCCAGCUUGAUCCCCCAGAAGACGAAACCAAAGUGUGAGUCACCAGAUUCCUAUAAACCAGCCAAACCCACUGCCCCGUGUUUCAGUUCCACCCUUCCACCUCCUCAGGAUUCAUACUUCUACCGCCCACCAGUGGAUACGCCAGCAAGUACAGCAACUGAUGUCUCCCUUGACCUUUCAGAGUCAUCUUCACGACAGCACCGUCAUGGGCGCUACAAAAAGUCUAAAGCUCAGCUUGCUGCCCUUCGAAAAAGCUUUCUGAGAGAGAACUGGCCUGCUGAGGCAGAGCUGAGACGUUUGCAGGAAGAAACUGGGCUGAGCCGCAAUGACAUUCGUAAAUGGUUCAGCGACAGCCGUUACCAGCUUAGGGUUGGCCGGGGAAGCCUGGCAGCAGCCCAGAGCUAUUCUCAACACACUGCUGUGGGAGGUAAACAUGAUCAACAAACUCAACCUCUUCCACUUAUUACUCAAAAGACUCGUCAGCAUAACAGCGUGAAGGGCCAUGAGGGAGCCCGUAGCAAUGGGACUAGAAAUUCACAUUUCUUUCAGACCUUUUUGUCAAACAGCCUGGAAGCAUUUGGGGAGAGGGUCUUUGAGGCAGAGGAGUGUGACGUUAUGGAGCUUUCUUGUGAUGGGGACAGUUUUAAAGACCAGGAACAAAGUGAAGAACAACCCUUACAAUUGACCAAGACCUGCAAGAUUGAGCCAGAUGUCCCACAGGAACCAUCAGGUAUAUUAAAAUCCUCUCCCUACUCUUCCCCCUCUGGCAGCCCACCACUGACUGCCUCACCCAAUAAACCAAUUUCAUACAGCAUCAGCACAUCAAAGAAGUCACCCCAAUCAGCCAAAGCCAGUCCGUUACAAACACCCUUGCACCUCUCAGGGUCUUCUUCAUCUACAUCCACAUCCCCUGCCCUCACUCCUGCUGGGCGACCAAGAAAGACCAAGGAGCAGUUGGAUGUGUUAAAGCAGCACUUCUUACGCUGUCAGUGGCCCAAAAGUGACGAUUACACUGAACUUGUUAAGCUAACAGGCUUACCCCGUGCAGAUGUUAUUCAGUGGUUUGGUGACACACGGUAUGCUGUUAAAAAUGGCCAGCUGCGCUGGGUAAAGGGGGUCCGUGACCAGUUCUUGGCAGAACUUGCUGCCCAGCAAAGUAGCAGUGGUUUAACUAAUGGAAGUGGCUUUGGGACAUCUAAUAGGGUUGGCGGGAGCCGCAAACGUAAAUCCCAAGCAAAUGGAAGUACAGAUUCACCUGAUACCCAGCCAUUGGUGACAUAUUACCUUACUACAGGCUCACUACAUGAAAAAGACCUUGACACUCUAUGCAAGAAAUCAAGAAUGAGCUACCAGCAAGUGCGGGACUGGUUUGCAUCUCAGGAUGUUGGGGAGAUUGUCCAAGAACCUAUUACUGACUGAGACACUGGAAACAAACUUCAGAAGGCGAAUAGCUCCUCACAUCCUUUGCACCAACAAGCAUAGUUAUUUUGGUUUAAAUUGCUUUAAUUGAGGCAGGUUUGUAACAUUCAGUCUUCCCAGUACAACCCCUAAAUGAGGUUUUUUUUUUUUUUUAAUAUAUGCUGCAUUUCCUGCUUAACCUAAUAUAUUUGGACUUGAAUUAUAAUUUUUUUGCCUGUGUUGCUGUAAAUACAACAGUAACUUGUACACUGGUUUGCGAUAUUUUUUGAUCUUAUCAUUUUUGUUUAGAUAUCACUACUUAAGAUUUUUUUUUGUAUGCAAUUGUAGCAGUAUAAUUUAAACUGGUUGUACUUUUGGUACCUGACUAUAGCAGGCAAGUAACUGCUCCAGAAAAUGUCUAUGUUGAUGAAUUUGUUGACUGAUCACUGUGUCAUCAUUCCUCUUACAGCCAAUAAUUCCUUAUCAUGAAAAGCACACUGGACAUGUACACUUUAAAUUGACAUCUUGCACUUUGGUUUUAGAGCCUGCUGCCGUUACGUUCAUUAAAUCCAAUUCUUUCACAAAAGAUGAAUUUCUAACUAAACAAUGUCAUUCUUGAUCCCUUAACACUGAAACCUUCAAUCAUGUCUUUUGAAAACAAUAUUUUCCAUCUCAUUCUACUAAUGACUACAGUAUAUUUCUGAAACACAUUCCUGAUUCUCUUUUAGUCUGCUGUGAUAUUUGACUUUUUAAAUACUUUGCUUUUCAUUUGCAUUUAACCCCCUCCUUUUUAACAGUAAAGGUUAACUAAGUACUAAGAAAGCAGCAAUAUCAUAUCAGAAUUGCCAACUUCAAUUCUGAUUCGCACUCAUUGAUUCAGUCAGUAUUUCUUACAUCUCUUGUCUUAGUAUGUGUGGGGUGUGACUUGGUUAGAAAGUAGAUAAGAACUUGAUGGGGUCCAUAUACUGUGUAAGCAGCAAAGGUUUUGAAUACAAAGAAAAAUUACCACUCUUUCUGUCAACUCAGAUUAUGACUAGUACAAACAUUAUACAGUACAUUCUGGUUAUAAA
Messenger RNA from Xiphias gladius (swordfish), 3645 nucleotides. RefSeq names its product homeobox and leucine zipper encoding a (gene homeza). NCBI's taxonomy places the organism in Eukaryota, Metazoa, Chordata, Actinopteri, Istiophoriformes, Xiphiidae. Gene Ontology annotation, cellular component: nucleus. Gene Ontology annotation, molecular function: DNA binding; DNA-binding transcription factor activity, RNA polymerase II-specific. The record is from RefSeq and is a predicted model, not a curated record. Bases 596 to 2596 code for a protein of 666 amino acids. Gene Ontology annotation, biological process: regulation of transcription by RNA polymerase II. The transcript has 3 exons.